This is a messenger RNA of Ochotona princeps (American pika), 942 nucleotides long. It is a transcript of the gene NRSN1, whose product is annotated as neurensin 1. The transcript is spliced from 4 exons. NCBI's taxonomy places the organism in Eukaryota, Metazoa, Chordata, Mammalia, Lagomorpha, Ochotonidae. Gene Ontology annotation, cellular component: neuronal cell body; neuron projection; transport vesicle. The record is from RefSeq and is a predicted model, not a curated record. Bases 213 to 800 code for a protein of 195 amino acids. Gene Ontology annotation, biological process: nervous system development.
CGGGCCGAGCGCGCGGCAGCGGCGGCGGUGGCAGUGGCGGCGGCGGUGGCGGCGGCGGUGGCGGCGGCGAUGGGACCCCGGCGAGAGAUCUGCGGCUAGGCUGCUGCACUUGCUCCACGGGUCCGGCCUCGGAGGGCAGGACUGAAGAAUGUGCUGCUGAAAAAGGUGAAAGAAUAAACAAGAGAAAGAGAAGGACUUCCAAGCUGGGAAGAAUGACUUCUUGCAGCAAUGUCUGCGGGUCUAAGCAGGCACAGGCUGCUCCUGAGGGCAGGUACCAGCGCUAUGGAGUCCGGUCCUACCUGCACCAGUUUUAUGAGGACUGUACCGCUUCCAUCUGGGAGUAUGAGGAUGAUUUCCAGAUCCAGAGAUCACCUAACCGAUGGAGCUCAGUGUUCUGGAAGGUCGGACUCAUCUCAGGCACAGUCUUCGUGGUUCUUGGAUUGACUGUUCUGGCAGUGGGCUUUCUCGUGCCCCCCAAAAUCGAAGCUUUCGGCGAAGCCGAUUUUGUGGUGGUUGACUCACGUGCGGUCCAGUUUAACAGUGCCCUUGACAUGUGCAAGCUGGCAGGAGCCAUUCUCUUCUGCCUUGGGGGCACAUCCAUGGCAGGGUGCCUGCUGAUGUCAGUGUUUGCAAAAGGAUACUCCAAAGAAGAAAAAUUCCUUCAGCAAAAGUUUAAAGAACGAAUUGCAGACAUCAAAGCCCACACCCAGCCCAUUACAAAAGCUCCAGGCCCAGGGGAGACAAAGAUUCCAGUCACUUUGUCCAAGGUUCAAAAUGUGCAGCCUCUCUCAGCAACCUGAAGCUUUUCCCACUCCAGUGCUCCCCUCUCAGAGUUAGGCACAGUGUGAAAAGGAAUAGGCCAGUUUUUGAGGUAACAGGGAUUUGUUGUUGAGCCUCCCCAGGGCUGUGUUGGAGCUGGCAGCAGGAUGCACACAUGCUCAC